Messenger RNA from Selaginella moellendorffii, 2534 nucleotides. RefSeq names its product pentatricopeptide repeat-containing protein At5g55740, chloroplastic-like. The transcript has 5 exons. The coding region runs from base 1 to 2337 and encodes 778 amino acids. Lineage: Eukaryota; Viridiplantae; Streptophyta; Lycopodiopsida; Selaginellales; Selaginellaceae. Gene Ontology annotation, biological process: RNA modification. Gene Ontology annotation, molecular function: RNA binding; protein binding. The record is from RefSeq and is a predicted model, not a curated record.
AUGGGAGCUUAUAGUGCCUCACCAGGCAAGCUUGUACCCCAGGUUAUAAGGUCAUUACCAGCUUUUCGUGGUGGAGUUAUCGUGGUGGAGACUUCCCCCAAACCGAGAUUGAGCUUGGAAGCAUCAUUGGAGGAGGUAUCUGGUACAAUAGAGCUUGUUCUGGAGUAUGAAACGAUUCGCUUGCACCUGACUGAAAUCUCCUCCUCCACAGGUGUGACAGGUCUGGAAAUCGUGUCGAAGCUCUCUUUGGAAUAUCCGUUAGGGUUUAUGCCACUGAUCCACGCCUACGCCCGCACGAUUCGGCAGUGCGCCGCCAAUCUCCCCGACGCGAUCUCUCUCCACUCUUGCAUUGCGGCGGCCGGAUUCGGCACGGAUCCAGAUCUCGGAGCGCUGCUCAUCCAGCUCUACGGCAAGUGCGGCAGCGUCGAUCGAGCUCGAUCCCUGUUUGAAUCGCUGCCCCGGAAGAGCUCUCUGUGCUGGAAUUUCGUCAUCGGCGCGUACGCGGGCAAUGGACGAGGGGAAGAAUCGCUGUAUCUCUUUCGGCGAAUGGCACUCGAGGGAGAGAGGCCCGACCGGCACACGUUUGUUCGAGUUCUUGGAGCUUGCACGAACACGGCUCAAGGUACCGCAAUCCAUCGCCAUAUCUCUUCCUCGGGGCUGGAAUUUGAUCUCAUGCUCCAAAAUUCUCUCGUGGCGUUGUAUGGUAGAUACGGGAGGGUCGAUCUCGCGAGAUCCGUGUUCCAAUCCAUUCCGGAGAAGAGCCUGGUAUCCUGGAACGCGAUGCUCACCGCAUAUGCCCGGAACGGGCAUUCGAGAGAAGCCGCUCAUGCUUACAACGAGAUGAUCUUUACCGGCAUUGAGCCGAAUGAGAUCUCGUUUUCCAGCGGUCUCGGGUCCUGCGACGAUCUGGAGCUGGGGCGAUCAAUCCACACGAGAACUCUAGCGGAGUUUCCUGCGAUUUUCUUCGAGGCAAUGGCGCAAACCUCGAUCGUAAGCUUCUACUCGAGGCUUGGUCGUGUGGAGAUCGCCAGAGCUUUCUUGGAGGAGACAAAGGUGGCGAGUGUGGCUCCGUGGAACGCUAUGAUCGCUGGGUAUGCCCAGCACGGGCUUGUCAGGGAAGCUCUCGGGGCAUACCAUUCCAUUGACUUGGAGGGGCUAGAGCCGAAUCACAGGACUCUCACCACGGUUCUUGGUGCCUGCUCGAGCUCCAGGGACUUGAAAAUCGGAAAGAUGAUCCAUUCGCGAGCUGUUUGCUGUGGAUUCGACAAGGAAGAUCAAGUUCUCCAAGUCGCUGUUGUGAACUUCUAUGGGAAAUGCGGGGCAGUGGCCGAUGCUCGACGAGUUUUUGAUGGCAUCGCGCAGAAGAGCGUCGUGGUGCAUACUGCCAUGAUUGGUGGAUAUGCACAACACGGGCAUAGCCUCGAGGCACUGGAGAUCUACCAUGCGAUGAACGUUCCGCCCAACAGAGUGACAUACUCCACUGUUCUAGCUGCGUGCUCGACUUUGGAGCAAGGAAAGGCGAUCCACCAGCGAAUUCUUGCAAGUAAGCUCGAGAACACUGGCCUUGUUUUGGAGACUGCUUUGGUGAAGAUGUAUGCUAGCUUUGACGACUGUGCUUCUGCCAGGGGCGUUUUUGAUCGAAUGGAGCGGCGAGACUUGGUGGCAUGGAACACGAUGCUCGGGGGAUAUGUCCAGAGCGGUCGAGGGAAAGAAGCGCUGGAGCUGUAUGAAGAUAUGAAGAUGGAUCCCGACUCCACAACUCUGUCGACGCUUCUCGGUGCGUGUUCUUUGCUGGGAGAUUUGUCAUCCGGUAAGAUCUUUCAUGAGCUCCUGAUCGAGAGAAAGAUGAUGCAAGCUGACGCGUUCCUCUGCAGCUCGCUGGUGAACAUGUACGCCAAGUGUGGGAGCGUCGGGACCGCGAGAGAAGUUUUUCACGCAUUCCGAGCUGGUUUUGGCGCAUCGUCCGUGCUCUGGAACACAAUCCUCGCGGCGCUGGCUCACACCGGAGACUCAAGCCAGAGCCUGGAGUUGCUGCUGGAAAUGGAGCUGGAGGGUGUGACCCCGGACUCGACCACUUUCGUGUGUGCUCUCGUGGCCUGCAACCAUGCCGGGCUUCUCCAGCGGGGGCGCGUGGAUUUUGCUCGGGAAGUGGUGGAGGGAAUGCCGUUUGAGGCGGAUGCUGUGGCUUGGAAGGCGCUGCUGGGAUCAUCCAGAGGUAGCAUCGAUCUGGAAAAAGCGGCUUUUGCCGCACAGAGGCUUGUGGAAAUGGACGAGGAGCUUGGACAGGCUUUUGUGCUGCUCUCCAAUGCUUUCUCCUCGGACUCUCACGUUUUGUAGUUUAAAAGUGAGCGCCAUGGACGAGUGGGACAAAUAGGAUGUUGCAUUGCGAGGAGUUGACGAGGAAAAUGAGCAAGAGAAACCAAAGCCAGUGGCAUCAAAGUCUAAAGAAAAUGACUUUGUGGCCAAAGGUGUUCCACAGAGGCGUUCUUCAAUCUAAGCUUCCAUCAUCAAUAACUAAUCCAAAACCUUGGCGA